GUCCCACACAAUAGGAUCAAACCAUAAUACUGGACAACAUUAGAAUUUUAGAAAUGAAAAACUAACUCAAUCCGAUCCAAGAGAAAGGAAGAAGAAGAAAUAUUGAUAAUGGCAGCUCCAGCUGUGGAGGGCGCAGCAGUAAGUGCUCUACGUUCGGUUCUGCAUCGAGUCCGGCAAGCAUCUGAGAAAUCAGGACGUAAGGCUGAGCAGGUGAGAGUUGUAGGUGUAAGCAAGACAAAACCAGUGUCUCUCAUUCGCCAACUUUAUGAUGCCGGUCACCGUUGUUUCGGUGAAAAUUAUGUUCAGGAAAUCGUCGAAAAAGCUCCUCAGCUUCCUCUAGAUAUUGAAUGGCAUUAUAUCGGGCAUUUGCAGAGUAACAAAGUGAAAUCUCUUCUGGCUGCAGUCCCCAGUCUUGCCAUGUUUGAGAGCGUAGAUAAUGAGAAGAUUGCAAAUCAACUCGACCGAUUCAUUGGAAACGCUGGAAGGGAGCCUUUGAAGGUUUUGGUUCAAGUGAAUACUAGUGGUGAAGCUUCGAAAUCUGGUGUUGAACCUUCAGAUUGUGUAAAUCUCGUAAAACAUGUUAAGCUGGGGUGCCCUAACCUUGAGUUUUCUGGCCUAAUGACGAUAGGAAUGCCAGACUAUACAUCAACUCCCGAGAACUUCGGGUCGUUAAAAAACUGCAGAAUUGAGGUUUGCAAGGCGCUUGGAAUAACAGAAGAGCGCUGUGAGCUGUCCAUGGGCAUGUCCGGUGAUUUUGAGCAAGCGAUUGAAAUGGGAAGCACCAACGUGAGGAUUGGAUCAACCAUUUUUGGACCAAGGGAGUAUCCAAAGCAACAGGUACGCUAAGGUCGAUGCUCUUUUUCAUUUUUGCUCAUCAAACUGCCUCAGAGUAAUCGAUCAAAACAUAAAACUGUCCCAGACUAGGGCGCAGAUCAUGUAAAAUGUACAUCUAAUUGUUUGCUCUGACUGAGUUUAACUCUUGAAACGCAUACUACAUGUAAUACUGUAAAUAGAUUCUACAUAUAUAUCUUUACGUCUUUAUCAGAUGCAGGUA
Papaver somniferum (opium poppy) is the source of this 1054-nucleotide messenger RNA. Its product is annotated as pyridoxal phosphate homeostasis protein-like. NCBI's taxonomy places the organism in Eukaryota, Viridiplantae, Streptophyta, Magnoliopsida, Ranunculales, Papaveraceae. Gene Ontology annotation, cellular component: intracellular anatomical structure. The transcript is spliced from 7 exons. Gene Ontology annotation, molecular function: pyridoxal phosphate binding. The coding region runs from base 109 to 846 and encodes 245 amino acids. The record is from RefSeq and is a predicted model, not a curated record.